AUGGCGGUCUCCGGCAGCAGCAGCGCGGGCAGCAGCAGUGGCUGCGGAACUCUGGGUGCUGCUGCAUCUCACCUGGAGCUGCUGCGUGCUGCACAGAAGGAUGACUUCUACUGCCGGGUCUAUGCCCAGCAGCUGCAGCAGCUGCUGCAGCAGCUGCAGCAGCUGCUGCUGCCUUCGCAGGGAGAGAGGCUGCGAAGACAGACUGCGUCCUCUACAGGGAGAAGCAGCAGCAGCAGCAGCAGCAGCACCGACACCGCUCAGGCGCCGGCUGCUCAGGCCGCGUCCAGCAGCAGCAGCAGCAGCAGCAGCAGCAGCAGCAGCAGCAGUUUGCUGCCAUGGAAUCGUUGGCUGCGGUGCGUUAAUGCUGCAGCAGCAAAUCUGUUUCUGCUGCUGCAGCAGCAGCAGCACGCAGCAAGGGCCCUGGUGCAGAUGCUGUACUUCACAGCUUCUUUGGGGGGCAGCGGCCAGCAGUCCCUGGGGGAGGAAUACUGUGAACUGAGAGCGGUACUUGCUGCUGCUGCUGCUGCGUUGGCUCGCCUUGCUACGGUGGCAUGCGCGGCCGUUUGCUGCUGCUGUGGGCUGCGGUGCUGCGCUCGAUCCCUUUUGCUGCUACUGCGGCUCUCAUUGCAAACAUUUGCAGGGGCUUUUGGGACAUCUCCGCCGACUGCUGCAGCAAUUGAUGAUUUUCUUGCGCUUCUGCGGCGCUUUCACUUGGCGCUCUUUUUCUGGGAUGGAAGAUUUUUGCAUUUUUCGCAGAGGUUGCUGCAGCGCCGCCUUUUUCGGCUGUACGGAGGCCUGGCUUCGCGUGCUGCUGCUGUUUACAUGAGGGGUUUUGCUGCAGUGCUGCUGCUGCAGAGUUUGCUGGUUAUUCAUUCUUUGUUUAAUAUGUUUAAGAAGCAGAAAGCUCGGCAGCACUUAAACAAAGAAGCUGCUGCUGCAGUUGCUGCUGCUGGUGCUGCUGCUGCUGGCAGCAGCAGCAGCGAGGGAGGGGACGGGACGCAGCCACCCGACGAGACCGACAUGCCCAGCAGCAGCAGCAAAAGCAGCAGCAACAGCAGCAGCAACAGCAACAGCAGCACCAGCGGCAGCAGCAGCAGCAGCAGCAGCACUUUGGUUUGUUUAUUUUGCCAGAGCUUUUGCUGCGUCCCGACUGCAGCUGCCUGCGGGCACAUUUUCUGCUGGUCUUGCAUCAGCAAAUGGUGUCAGCAGCAGCAGCAGCAGCAGGAGCGGCAGCAGCAGCAGCAGCAGCAGCAGCAGCAGCAGCCAACCUGCGGCCGCCUGCCCGCCGCAGCAUCUGCUGCCGCUGCGGCACUAUGA
This is a messenger RNA of Eimeria necatrix, 1317 nucleotides long. Its product is annotated as zinc finger (C3HC4 RING finger) protein, putative. Gene Ontology annotation, cellular component: peroxisomal membrane. Gene Ontology annotation, biological process: protein import into peroxisome matrix. The record is from RefSeq and is a predicted model, not a curated record. The transcript has 6 exons. Bases 1 to 1317 code for a protein of 438 amino acids. Gene Ontology annotation, molecular function: zinc ion binding. Lineage: Eukaryota; Apicomplexa; Conoidasida; Eucoccidiorida; Eimeriidae.